Messenger RNA from Sphenostylis stenocarpa, 2301 nucleotides. The record is from the annotation of a GenBank genome assembly. Lineage: Eukaryota; Viridiplantae; Streptophyta; Magnoliopsida; Fabales; Fabaceae.
AUGUCUACAAUGAUGUUUCAUGUGGAUGAUGCUAAACUGACCAUGAUGUUUAUUUUCUCAUGGUUGUGUCUGCAUAGUUCUUAUGCGUUGGUGAGUGACAGUUUAAGGCCAGGGGGUACAUUUGAUCACUCAACUACGCUAUGUUCACCAAUGAAUAAGUUUUGUUUGAAAUUUGGACCUCUUCAGUUUGACCCCACUCACACCUACUUACUCAUUCGCAACACACGCACUCCAACCGGAUAUGCUGUUUGGAUUGCCAACAGAAAUGACCCUAUUUACAACAAUUCUGGGGUGCUUCUAACAUUGAAUCAUUCAGGUGCUUUAAGUAUCACUAGUCAAGGUAGGAACCCCAUAAUACUCUACUCACCUGUUCUACCAACCACAAAAAAUGUUGCUGUCACCCUUCUGGAUUCUGGGAACUUAAUCCUUGGAGAAUAUGAUGCUAGUGGAUCUAUGAAAAAAGUGAUGUGGCAAAGCUUUGAUCAUCCUUCAGAUGUGUUGCUACCUGGUAUGAAGUUAGGGGUUAAUCACAAGACUAAUCAGUCAUGGUUGGUUGUGUCAUCAUUUUCUACUAUCAACCCAUCUUCAGGUUUCUUUGCACUUGAGUGGGAGCCGAGGAAAGGAGAAUUGGUGAUUAAGAGGGAAGAGAUUAUAUAUUGGACAAGUGGAGUCCUGAGAAACAAUAAAUUCGACAAUGUUCCAAGGCAUAUGCAGCUUAUGUAUGAGUACAACACCGUCUCAAACAAGGAUGAAGAGUCCUUUAGUUAUGUAAGUCAUAAUGAUCACUCGCAGUGGGUGUUGUUUAGUAAUGGAAACUUGCAGGAUACAGAAAAUGGAGAUAUUGCUCAAGCUCAAAACUGUAAUGGCUAUAAAACCAAGGAAGGUUGUGAGAUAUGGGAGGACCAACCCGUGUGUAGGCAUUCUGAUGAUACAUUUGAAGUUCAAUCAGGAUACUUUGAUCAUCCAACGCCUCAAAAUAAUGAUUCUUAUGCAGAUGAUAAGAACAUUACACUAACUGAAACUGAUUGCAAGAAUUUUUGUUGGAGAAAUUGCAACUGUGUUGGGUUCGCAACUUAUUUUCCCAACCAAACAGGGUGUAAAUACUAUUAUGGAGGAUGGGUGCCUACAUAUGUGAAGUCUGCAGGAUUGAGUGUCAACAUUCUUGUGAAGACCAACCGACAUCACAAAGAUAUGAAGAAGUGGUUUAAAAUUGGUGUUCCGGUUGGAACAACUUUACUCAUAAUUAGCCUUGGCAUUUUCUGUCUGUGGAUGAGGAGAAGAAAAGCUUCACAUCAAGGUACUUAUUUCUCAAUUUUUAUAGAUCAGUACCAUCACCCAGUUGCGUUUCAAGCACUACUUUUCCUCCAUCAUAACAGUAACAACGUUUUGGUACAACUUGCCUUAAUAGAGAAGAGAAGCAAAAUGGGGAGCGGCAUUUUUAAUUUCGUGGUGUCUGAGAGAUGUAAUAGUUUAGAUGAACAUCAAAAUGAAUUGAAAAGUGGGAAUUCCUUAAGAAUUUUCAGUUAUGCAUCAAUCAUGGUGGCUACUAAAAGGUUCUCAAUGGAAAACAAGUUAGGAGAAGGGGGCUUUGGACUUGUGUAUAAGGGACUAUUACCCCAGGGAGAAGAAAUAGCAAUAAAAAGACUUUCGAAAGGUUCAGGGCAAGGAGACACUGAGUUUAAAAAUGAAUUAACUCUCAUAUCUGAACUCCAACACAUGAAUCUUGUUCAGUUGUUGGGUUGCUGCAUUCAUGAAGAUGAAAGAAUGCUAAUCUACGAGUAUAUGCCUAACAAAAGCUUAGACUACUUUUUAUUUGACAUUAUGUCAUAUGUUAUACUAUGCAGCGGUUACAUGUCACCUGAGUAUGCCAUGGAGGGAAUUUUCUCUUUCAAAUCUGAUGUCUAUGCUUUUGGAGUCUUGCUGCUUGAAAUUAUCAGUGGCAGAAGAAACAAUGCUACUGAUUGGCCACUCAAUCUAGUUGGACAUGCUUGGGAGCUAUGGAAACAAGGCAAGGCACAUGCACUAGACCUCUUAGAUCCAACUUUAAGAGAACCAUUCACUCAAGAGGAAGCAUUAAGAUGCAUUCAUGUUGGUCUUCUAUGCGUAGAAGAAUGUGCAUCUGAUCGUCCCAACAUUUCAGAGAUAAUCCCCAUGUUAACCAGUGAAAUUGCAACAUUUCCAUUGCCUAGAAAACCAGCAUUUUAUCGAGGAAGAAAAUUGGUUGAGGAAGACAGUUCUUCAAUUGAUAAUGAAACUCAUUCAGUAAAUGGUUUAACUAUUUCUAACAUAGGUGAAAGAUAA